CAUCUUCUUGUGUGUGCGUCUUCCUAUUUACUAGAGCUCUCUUCCGACCCGGCGGCUUUUUCUGCAGGACAAAGUCCGUCCGCAACGCCACCACCAUGUGUGACACUGCCAAGAAAUCUGCCUCGCAUCUGUACCUGCAAGCCGAAGCUCGCCCCUCGCGGUCGGGAAGCGAUGUGCUUCCAGUAACAAAGUCAUCGAGCAUUUAUACGCUGCUUGACGUCCAGGCGGGCCCGCUGAUCCACGAGAAGCUUCCUCCGGAAGUCAUGCUCUUAAUCUUUUCACACAUGGAUGUGGUGUCACUUUGUCGAUGUGCUCAAGUCUCGAAGUACUGGAACUUUCUUGCCCUGGAUGGCAGCCUGUGGCAAAACAUUGACUUUUUUGCCUUCCAAAAGCACGUUCAAGACUCGCACAUUGAGCACAUUGCUCGGCGCUGUGGCAAUUUCCUCCGUCGGUUGAGCUUGUACGGCUGCGAAAAUGUCUAUGACAAGGCGAUCCGAGUUUUCGCACGCCACUGCCAUAACAUUGAAGAUCUGAAUCUUUCGCAGUGCACUGCCCUGACUGACUUUACAGUCCAGGCCAUCAGCGUCGAAUGCCAUGCCAUCAAACGCCUGUCUCUCGCAAAUUGCACGCAGAUAACCGACUUGAUGUUCCCGUUCCUCGCUCGGGGUUGCCCUGAGCUGGAAGAGCUUGAUGUCUCUUGGUGCUCAAUGAUGGGACGCUUCGGGCUCAAGCUGUAUGCGACCGACACUGGAUCCCAGUUUGGCGCACACUUUACCACACGCUUGCGCUUUCUUCGUUUGAAGGGAUGCUCACGCAUAACUGACGCCGGGUUGGACGUACUCGCAGCCGCGUGUCCAGAGUUGCGGGGCAUCGACCUGACUGCCUGUAUCUGUGUGGGCGACGUUGGCAUUCGCUCACUGGCAAGGCAUUGCCCAAAACUCGAAAGGCUGUGCAUCUCCCAUUGCCCAUUGAUUUCUAACGCUGCUCUCAAGUGUCUGGGUGAAGCGUGUCCCGAUUUGCUGUCUCUGGAAUGCGCCGGCUGUGUGCGUGUCACUGAUGCUGGCGUGGAGGCCAUCGCAAAGCACUGCCCUCGUCUCGAGUGCCUGGAUCUGGAAGACUGCAUUCGGUUGACCGACCAGAGCCUGCGCGACAUUGGAAGACACAACCGGCGCCUCGCACGCAUCAUUCUCUCCAACUGCGAUCUGCUCACGGACGAUGGCAUCCGACUGCUGGCCAACGGUUGCCCAUACCUCGAUACUGUCGAAUUGGACAACUGCUCGCUGCUAACGGAUACCGCGCUCGACCACUUGCGCGUGUGCAAGUGGCUGAGCUCGGUGCAGAUCUACGACUGUCGCCUCGUCAGUCGCGAAGGGGUGCAAGCAUUCUUGAAGCACCUCAAAGAAGACCGAGAGCGUACAGUGUUUGAUCUACUGUACCACCAGUCCGAGGAGCAUCAGGCCGAGGUGCUCGAGAUUCUCCUGUCACGGCAACGCAAGACGUCGCUGUGCCGCUCGUUCUCGACAACGCCACCAGCUUCCCCUCUCGGUCGCGUUCGCGUUCAUUCAUUCCUGCUUCCGCUUCCCGGAGCAGCUGCCACCGAUCACGAUAACAACAACGAGAAUCAACAGCGCGCCGAUCGCCAGGCCAAUCACGCCCAGCACGAGGGCUUCCACGUUGGCGCGCGUGCAGCUCAUGUUAUUAUGCUCGCUCGCGCCUUCUUGAGGCGCCCUCGGUCGACGAGUGCCACGGCCACUGCCGCAACCACUUUGGCGAACGCCGUUCCUCUAACUGUCGCCGGGCCGGGUGCCAGAGGACCUGCAGCAGGUGCCGCCGAAGAAGCCGGCGUGAUCGUUGCUCCGCCGCAAACUCCCCCUCCAGCUUGGCGUUCAACGCGCAUGCUUGAAGAAAUGGAUGAAAUGGACGCCUUUGCCAGCAUCGAUCAUCGAAACGGGUGUAACAUUCUCUAGAAGUCGCGCAGCAACGCACAGUUUUUGUGUUCUCGUCAUGUUUUUUUUUUCGGGUUCCGCGAGGCAUGCAAGCGGGAUGGAAGAAGCUGUUGAAGCGGGGAUGCAUGCAUGUUAAUAUUGUAAUAUGGAACAAAAAACUUGUAAAGCUGAACUGAGAAAGAGUG
Molecule: messenger RNA, 2131 nt
Organism: Capsaspora owczarzaki ATCC 30864
Lineage: Eukaryota; Filasterea; Ministeriida; Capsasporidae
Exons: 9
Coding region: 96-1967 (623 amino acids)
Biological process (GO): SCF-dependent proteasomal ubiquitin-dependent protein catabolic process
Cellular component (GO): SCF ubiquitin ligase complex
Molecular function (GO): protein binding
Source: RefSeq, a predicted model, not a curated record